UUCUCUUGUGGUUGUGAGAUCUGUCAUUGACUCAUUGUUUGUCAAGAGCGUUUUAUUUAUUUUCUAUUUUGUAUUGUCCUGCGAAAUAUAAUCCCGUUUUUAAUAUAAUCCUUUUGGAAUAUUGAGUGUUUUCUUUUUAUUUAUUAGUUGAGACGGACAAUUUAGUGUUUUUAAGACAGCUUGCAUUCACAGUGCAUCAAGGAGAAAUCGUGAAUUCACACAUUGAUUCCCACUUUGUGCGCUUAUUUGUGUAGAAUUAGUUCAUGAAGAUUAUCAUCAUUCAACAUGGCAUCGACUACAGUUAUUGAAACUGUGACUAUAACAAGACCACUAAAGGUGAUCGCGUUAAUAUGCGGGUUAUUGGUGGUAAUACUGAUGGUGUUGGGGCUGGCGUCGGCGGACUGGCUGAUGGCGGCCGGCUGGCGGCAGGGGCUCUUCAUGCACUGUAUAGACCCCGAGGCCCCCACGCCGCUGCCCUUCGAUAUCACUGCUCAACCCGGCUGCUAUGCCGCUAGGCCCGCACCUUAUAUUAAGGCGGCGGCUGGUCUGUGCGUGGCGACGCUGGCGGCGGACGUGUGCGGCGCGCUGCUGACGGGGCUCGGUCUGCGCUCCGCUGACCACCGCACCAAGUUCCGUUACUACCGGUUCGCAGUGCUCGCCAUGUCGCUAGCCCUAAUGUGCAUUUUAAUAGCACUCGUCAUCUACCCAGUUUGCUUCGCAGCUGAGUUAAACCUGGGUAAUAGGUCAGUAUGGGAGUUUGGUUGGGCAUACGGCGUAGGUUGGGGCGCAGCUAUCUUUCUGUUCGGCGCUGUGGUGUUGCUGCUGUGUGACAAGGAGAGCGAGGAGCUCUACUACAAGGAGCGAAAAGUGGUGAGUGCGGAGGGCGGGGCGCGCCCCUAGGGCCGCUCGCGCCUGCCCGACCUGGUGCCGUGAGGCGCCGGCGCUGGCGCGGGCUAGCGCGCCGCGCGCCCCCCGCGCCCCCGCGCCCCUCGUGCGCGCCCGCUGGAUCUAAAGCCCCGCGCGCCCUGACGCGCCCCUAGCGCCGCCUAGCUGCCGCGGCCCCACGUGCUCCGCUUUAAACCCGUCUUAGUUCCCGUGUCAGUGUAUGAUGUACCGCUGUCUGUCGAUAGCUUCAUCUACCCUCGGCACUGGAACAAUCAUGGUCCUAGAACUUCAGUAUACAACCUACGUUAUGCGACUACUAAGACAGGACUAAGAGCGAUCUAUUUCAUCAUAUCGAUAUUUUAUCUAGCACGUCAAUGCCAAUUUCUGACACACAAUAAAAUUGACAGAAUCAUUAUCGACGAUCGGUUUUUCUACUGUCUUCAUAGCCGCCGUAACGUUUGCGAUGUGUGUACUGAGUACAGGCGGCCCGCGGUGGGGACUGCGGCGAGCGACCUGUUGAUGCAUUUUGGACAUUUCGCAACAUUAGCGACGGUCCGGUUGUUUUGUUGUUCGAAAAUAUCAUAGUACUUGGGCUGAACUAAAUUAUAAUUAUAGUAUCUCGAUAAAUGCGAGUCGUACUGAAAUUUACUAUAAUGUUAAAUGUAUGUGCAAAAAUAUUAGGACGUACCUAUAGUUUUGGCUGUAUCCAGUGUAAGUGCUAUGAUUCUUUUGGUAGAUAUGAAUUUGAUUUAAGUUAGGUUUAUGAUUUUGCAAGACCCUUACCUCGGUAAUGUAUUAUUUUAUAUUAAUUUACAUUCUCUUAUUAUUAUUAUUUCAUUAGGAAAUCUCAACGCUAAAUCGAGUAGUGUGACUUGAAGUUGAAUCUCCCUUAAAGAUCUUAUAUCGCCUGUAAAUGUGAAAUCUUGUGAUUUUAUUAGUUAAGUAGAAUCGGGUGAUACUAUGCUUUACCAGCUGGCGCCUCGCACUCGCGAAGAGCGGAACACAUUUAGAUAUCUGUGUACUGGCGUACCUCAAAUACUAACAAUCCGUUCCAAAGAGCGUUACUAUUAUUUAUUCGCUUUAAUUUAUUUGUGUGUUAUUUGUGGGUGUAAAUAUCGGUUAGACUAUGUUGUACGGCUUCUGUUGCAUCCGGGGGGCGCGCGUGAGGCGCGGGAGAGGCGGGCGGGCGCGGGUCGGCGCGGGUCGGCGCGAGUCCAGCGCGGGGGGGGGGGCAGGCAGGCGGCUAGCCGCCGGGCAGGCGACACACUCCGCACACCGCCAGCAGCUGUGCUAGUGUAGUGCACGAUACUGUGACACAAGUGACUGUGCGACACUGACCACUGACCAGUGACGUCAGCGACCGAGUGCGGACUGUCGGCACUCGAGUCCUACCGACCACGAGAUUAUCGGGCUAUGACUACUGAGAUAUUUAAAGGAAUUAAAUAAGUAUAUGUUUUGAUUAAAGUUACCCCUUAGUAUGAUAUACUUCAUAUUAUUGAAAAACUAUUUUAUUAAUAAUUAUAUUCAACAUAGUUAUGAUGUCUGUCUAUGUACACAGAUUAAUUGUAUUCGAGAAUAAAUUUGAUUUGAUUAGUCACGUUCUAGAAUCUCGUAUUGAUUUUUCUAUUUUGUGAAUCUCAUAAAGAUUUGGAAUUGAAAAUUAUUUCAAAGUUAUAUUUUCUUAAUAUUUAUGUAAACUUAAAGAACAAUUGAUUUAUAAACAUCGUAAUCAUUAAUAGUGAUAGAAUGUGUAAUUGUAAUAUUUGUGGAUGUUGUUUCAAUGACAUCUGUUGUGUUGAUCUGAAACUGUGAAAUUAUACCUAGCAUUGUUUAUUAUUAUUAAUUAUUCUUGGUCACGGCUUUAAUUUGUGUAACACAUUAUGAUUGAACAUUUGUAUUGAAUAUUUUUUCAAUAGAAACACAGUUCAUCUGUGCUGGUUCAUGUAUUUUAAACCUCGUAUAUUGGAAGUUAUGAUUUGAUAUGCUUAUAUUAACUCUACCUGUUAAUUGUGAUAUUGUGGCAGCUAUUUGUACUCGCUGAUAAUGAACGAUUGGAGCUUCGCAGAACGCGGGCCGUGUAUUGUGAGCUAUUCCGCUUGCACGCUGGCGUCAUAUCAAGUUGUAAUUACGUAUGCACAGCUUCAAUCGGUUAAUUUUGUUUGUAAAUUGUAUCAAUCAAAUCUCUAUUGCUUCAUUUUAAAACACUAACUCGUCCUUAGUCAUUACAUUUAAGUUGCAAACAAAUAAUUCAUGUGAAGAUGACUACAUUAAUUACUUUUGUUAUCCAUCUCAUAUAAACAUUAUUUUCUAUAAUUCAUUUCCCAAUGUCUGUAUGAACUAAGCUUUACUUUAGAUUUAUUUUUGAUAUUUAUUUAAGUACAAGGCUAAAUUAGGUUUAAGUUUUUGAUGUAAGGGCAACUGGUGUUGCCAUCAUUAGUCCUAUAAAUAAAAAUAAAUCACACUGCCAUGUAUCUAACUUACAUUUUCUUUGUAAGACAUUUAAUUUAAUGUAGUCGUAUUGAAUAACAUUAAAUUAUUGAAUUUUCCUAAUGUUAGUAUUUUACAUAGUAAUGAUAACCUCGUAAUUGAUAUUGAACGAUAGCUACUUAAUUUUAUGCACCUCAAACGGUACUUGGACACUCCUAACUCGAACUAACGUACAAAUGCAUCCAUAUUACCCGCAUCAUGUGUUUUAAGAGGGACUUUUUACACUCUACUAAUAUUAUACCAAUAACUUAUUUAUAAAAUCCGCGACUAGCAGUUGUCCAAGUACAUCCGUAUAAAUUUAUAUUUCCCUAGCCAAAUUAUGGGUCAUAUCAAAUGAGAUUGAAUAAAGUAACUAGUAAAA
Molecule: messenger RNA, 3733 nt
Organism: Trichoplusia ni (cabbage looper)
Lineage: Eukaryota; Metazoa; Arthropoda; Insecta; Lepidoptera; Noctuidae
Product: transmembrane protein 47
Exons: 7
Coding region: 286-900 (204 amino acids)
Biological process (GO): cell-cell adhesion
Cellular component (GO): cell-cell junction; membrane
Source: RefSeq, a predicted model, not a curated record